UGGACUAAACCAAAGAGUACCGCAGAUUCGAUACCGAUUGUCCCGAUCGACACAAACGUGUCAAGAUCGACUACAAAAACGAACAUUUGCGUGAAUAUUUGUUUGCGUGACACUUAAGUCGAUAAUGCUGGAUGGUUGCGCUCAUGAAGUUCACCAGAGAUAUCUGCAGGCUCUUGGGACUCGGGAGCGGCCCCCCUGUCCAGCAGGAGGAAGCACAGAUGGACUGUGGUGACGCAAUCCCUGACCCAAGUGAUGAUGCCACUUUGUCACAGGAUGCUUUAAAUGGAGAGGAAGAUUUGAGCGAGGAGGAGAAGGUCAGACGUAAGGCAGAGCGACGCAAAGCCAAGAGGAAGCGCCGUCGAAAACGUAAGAAGCAGGAGCAGGUUAAGCAAAAUGAGAAUGCUGAGCAGGAUGACGAAGAUGAGGACGGAGGUGCAGAGUCUGAACUGGACGAGAGCGAGUCGGAGGCAGAGUUUGGGGCUGAGGAGGAGAAACAGAGAGAGCAAAAAGAGGAGAAAAAGGAGGCAAAGUCGUCUGCCUCGCUGAAAAGUAACACCGCUCCAGUCAUCGCUCCGUCAGGAAUCAAAACACAUCAGAAGAGCCACGGCAGACCCGCUGAAGAGGAGCCUGAAUGGGACGUGAGCAGUGCCUUCUUUGCAAACGCUGCUAGUCAUAUCAAACCCAAAGGAUCAAGUCGCAAGUCCAAAGAAAAUAAGGAGAACGAGGCCAGGAGAGAGACAAAUGGAACUGACACCACAACCAAGAAAAGCGCAUCACUGACAGAAAAAGGGAUAAAGCUGGUGCAAGAGGGGCAGUAUGCACAAGCAGUCAUUAUGUUUACAGAUGCCAUCAGAUGUGAUCCAAAAGAUAACAGGUUCUUUGGGAAUCGCUCCUAUUGUUACUACUGCUUGGAGCAGUACCCUCAAGCUCUGGCAGACGCCGAACGCUCCAUUCAGUUGGCUCCAGACUGGCCCAAAGGACAUUUCCGCAAGGGCAGUGCUCUCAUGGGUAUGAAGCGGUACAGUGAGGCAGAGAAGGCUAUGGAGCAGGUGCUAAAACUGGACAAAGACUGUGAGGAAGCUGCCAAUGACCUCAUUAACUGUAAAGUCCUGCAGUUGAUGGAUCUUGGUUUUGAAGAAAUGCAAAGUGUCCAACUGCUGGAGAAAUUUUCCACCGUGCAGGCAGUUCAGGCCGCUUGUUUGGAUGCAGCCAGGGCUGGGGGUCAGGAUUCAUCAGUUGUGCAACCUGGAAGCCCUUGUCCAUCUCUUUGGGUAGGAAAUGUGACGACGGAGCUUACAGAAAAACAUUUAUGGGACCUUUUUAAAAUGUAUGGUGAGAUAGAGAGUAUCCGUGUGCUACAUGAGAGAUUCUGUGCCUUCGUCAACUUCAAGAAUGCAAACAUGGCGUCUCGUGCAAUGGAGAAAUUAAAUGGUUAUUGUAUUGAGAACACACGUUUAGUGGUGCGCUAUCCUGACCGUCGCACUCAGAGGGUCCUCCCCAUUCCACUUAAGACCUGUCUCCCUGCCACACAGCAGGCAGGAGCAGCUGCUGCUGGACCUCGACGACGUGGUCCAGUGAACGGAGAUGAGUGUUACUUCUGGAGAACCACUGGCUGCCAUUUUGGGGACAAAUGCCGCUACAAACACAUUCCUGAUCAGAAAAGCAAGGACAGGAAGCCCUGGCAGCCUUGAGCUCUGUUUACUCUCCGCCUCAGUUAUGUGCAGGAAACUGGGAUAACACAGACUGAGCUACAGGAGCUGGUACUUACUGGAUCCGGUUUUCUGGGCUAAGAAUUUUAACUGUGGCAGAACGGACCAGAACAGUCAGAUGGAUGAGAGUCAGCACUUGGGCUGUAGGGCUGGGAUAGUCCCACAUGUGCCUCAAAGAACUAGGAGUAUGAAGGUUUUUUAUUUCAACCGAAGACUAUACCGUAGCAACAAAAUCCCCUGAUGAAGUCUUUGUUUCAGAGGAAAACCCUCAUAAUUGUAGUUCCUCAUGGGGCACGGUGACCUAUUCCUGCUCUAAGAUAUACAGCCGCAGCCCACAGGCCUACGAAACAAGGAGGAAGUGAAACUGCCUGGUUUCGUUGUAGGAGAAAAGUAAAGACACUGUCAUGUGACGAAGCAAUAAAAGCAGUGUGCAUGGAUUUUUUAGGCCAAGGCUCUUCAGUGAUGAUGAUGGUGACCUCUCUUCUUUUACAGGUCAUGAAGCAGUGUUCCUCCCCCAUUUUUAAUGUACAGUAACUUCAUGAUUAAUACUUUAAGUUUGUGAACCAGUUUUUAAAAAAAAUUUUUUUUUUGCAGUUUAGGUUUAUCAGAGGUUCACAACUGCUCACAGCAGUCUACAGUUCAUACUUACAUUUUAUUUCUGUGCCAAUGCUAGCUCAUUGUCCCCCAGACCAAAGACUCUGAUGAAACUGAUGUACUUAUGCGUUCAGCUCAAUUCAGUUCCUCCCGUAGGCCGGUGAGGUUUUUCUUUUAGCCAGUAAGCAUCAGAGAUCCAGAGAGGUGCCUUCACUAUGUGUUAUGUAGCCUUUAGUUAAAAUGAUCACCAGUGGCCAAUUGAACAUUAAAACCCACAGACUGAACUUGAGGGAUUGCAGGAUUGUUUGUAUUAAUGCAUGAGUUAAAUGUAAAUGUCACUUUAUUUACUUCCUGGCUGCCCUAUUGUUGAACAAUUGAAUACACACACUGCAUGUCUGUUGCGUUGUCGUGACGAGUUGUGUAGGACCUAUUGUACUUUGUAAUUAUACCUGUCGGGUUCAGAAGAAGAAAUACAAACACUUGACAAUGUCAUGCGGUCCAGUGGAAUACAAACCACCUUUAUGAGGGCUGUAGUGUUCACCGUGUAGGUGGGACUCUGUCAGAGAGGUGGUGGUAAUUCUGAGGCCAUAGUUUUUGGUUUUGUUGUAAAAGAUUGCAUGAAAUGUCAAGUGUUAAGUUCUUUACUUCUCCUAGACUCUUCAGAAAUCAACAAUGUGUUUACACAUUGCAAAAAAACUUCACUCAUUCAUGUAUCUCAGCAUUAGUAUAGGCAAUAUGCUUUCUUGGUAUUUUGCAUCGUAAACAUCACAGUGCUUUGUUUCUAUGCAAAUGACAAGUGGCAGUUCCAUUGUCAUUUCUCUGUCACUCUCUUUGUCUCUUUCUCUCACUCACAUACAGACACACACCUACAGAGCCUCCUGCAUAAAUAGCCUGGUUUUUCUUAUGUUGUUAAUGUCUAUGACUGACAUAAACUGCGUUUUCUUUGACAAACUAGUUUCCUGUAGGACAGUGCCUUACAAAAAACCCCACUCAGUCGUGUGCAUGUGUCUUUAAGGGCCAUGUGUUUUUACACGAACCAUUAACAGAAGUUUUGAACCUUGAAAAUCAGUAUUUUUGACCUUAUAGCCUCCAUUUCAGUAUUUCAGUGAACCAAAGAAUGCCUCACCUGACAGCUCCGCACUGAAAACAGCUCAAUUCUUUCACAAGUUUCAACACUAGACAGAACAAUCGGCAUGUGUCUGUAUCGUCCACAUUUACACACCUGGUUUUAAUCCACACUACAUUUGCCUGUAAACUAUACACAGAAUUGUGAGAGUAUUUAUUACUUUAUUUAUAUCUGAGUUUUUCUUAUCUUUUUUUUUUACAACAUACCUUGGGAGCAAAGUUCAGCUUUUAAAUCAGACAUUUUUGUCGUUAUUUUAUGUCAACUGAAAUAAAGGAAGCUCAUCUGCUUAGUUCAGGCUGUAGAGUCCAGCGUCAAAUACUGUCACAUGCUUCCACUUCUGCUUUUCUCAUUACUCUCUGUCUUGUGGUUAAAACUUGUGAAAAAGGAAUUGGACAGCAAACUUUUAAACUACACUUGUUUAUUUAGCUUGUUUCUGAUUUGGUGCUGCACAGUGUAUUUUAAUUUUUCAGACUUGAAAUGCAUUGGAAAUUACCAUUGGUUAUUGAAUUUUGUCUUGAGAAAAAAAAGAUGGGUUUACCAUCAGGCUCUUUGUUAUGUUUUUUUUUUAAUUCUUUCUACCCAUUUUCAAACUGUGUCAGGAAAAUGCACAAUUAAUCAAAAUGUACACACCACCAACAUCAACCAGAGCACUGCAAUUCUGUUAAUCCCCCAAAUAUUUUGUAUAUCGCACUGCAAGGAAGAGUAUUUUAUAUUUAAUAAAUGAACUACCUAUACCACAUA
Paralichthys olivaceus (Japanese flounder) is the source of this 4170-nucleotide messenger RNA. Its product is annotated as stress-induced-phosphoprotein 1. NCBI's taxonomy places the organism in Eukaryota, Metazoa, Chordata, Actinopteri, Pleuronectiformes, Paralichthyidae. The record is from RefSeq and is a predicted model, not a curated record. Gene Ontology annotation, molecular function: protein binding; RNA binding; metal ion binding.